Nematostella vectensis (starlet sea anemone) is the source of this 1353-nucleotide messenger RNA. Its product is annotated as 60S ribosomal protein L3. NCBI's taxonomy places the organism in Eukaryota, Metazoa, Cnidaria, Anthozoa, Actiniaria, Edwardsiidae. Gene Ontology annotation, biological process: ribosomal large subunit assembly; translation. Gene Ontology annotation, molecular function: structural constituent of ribosome; RNA binding. The record is from RefSeq and is a predicted model, not a curated record. Gene Ontology annotation, cellular component: cytosolic large ribosomal subunit; ribosome. The transcript is spliced from 6 exons. The coding region runs from base 84 to 1304 and encodes 406 amino acids.
AUCUAUUGACCACCCUCUCACGAUUUUACAUAUUCAAGUGUCACGUGGUUUUUCGUUCUCUUUCCCAAGUGCUCGAACCAAAGAUGUCUCACAGAAAGUUUGAGGCACCACGCCAUGGUUCUCUUGGUUUCCUGCCGCGCAAGAGAUGCAAGCGUCAUCGCGGUAAAGUCAAGUCCUUCCCCAAAGAUGACAACACCCUCCCCCCUCACUUGACCGCCUUCAUCGGCUUCAAGGCCGGCAUGACCCACAUUCUCCGAGAGGUCGAGAAACCUGGAUCUAAACUCAAUAAGAAGGAGAAAGUCGAGGCUGUCACCAUAAUUGAGACCCCACCCAUGAUGGUCGUCGGUGUUGUUGGAUACAUUGAGACCCCUCGUGGUAUGAGGGUGUUGAAGACCAUCUGGGCUGAGCAUCUCAGCGAGGAGUGCAAGCGUCGCUUCUACAAGAACUGGUGUAACUCCAAGAAGAAGGCAUUCACCAAGGCCAGCAAGAGGUGGGCUGACGAUGAUGGCAAGAAGUCUAUCGAGGAGGACUUCAACACAAUGAAGAAGUACUGCAAGGUCAUCCGUGUCAUCUGCCACACACAGCAAAAGCUGUUGAAGAUGAGGCAGAAGAAGGCACACAUCAUGGAGAUCCAGGUGAAUGGAGGUAAAGACGUCGCAGAGAAGGUCGACUGGUGCCGUGAGCGCCUCGAGAACCCUGCCCCUGUCCGCAAGGUCUUCUCCCCGGACGAGAUGAUUGACGUCAUCGGCGUCACCAAGGGUCAUGGAUUCAAGGGUGUCACCUACAGGUGGGGCACCAAGAAGCUCCCACGCAAGACACACAAGGGUCUGCGCAAGGUGGCCUGUAUUGGGGCAUGGCAUCCUGCCCGUGUAUCUUUCUCUGUCGCCCGUGCUGGUCAGGCUGGUUAUCAUCACCGUACUGAGCUGAACAAGAAGAUCUAUCGUAUCGGCCAGGGCAUCCACAAGAAGGACGGCAAAGUCAUCAAGAACAAUGCUUCCACAGAGUAUGACCUGACAGACAAGAGCAUUACCCCCAUGGGUGGCUUCCCUCACUAUGGACAAGUCAACGAAGACUUCCUCAUGGUCAAGGGAUGUGUUGUUGGACCCAAGAAGCGUGUGCUCACCCUCAGGAAGUCCCUUCUGGUUCACACCAGCCGUGAUGCUGCAGAGAAGAUCACCCUGAAAUUCAUUGACACCUCGUCCAAGUUUGGCCAUGGCCGCUUCCAGCACCCUGCUGAGAAGCGUGCUUUCAUGGGCAUGCUCAAGAGUGACCGCGAAAAGGAGCUUGCUGCUGGCGCAGAGUAAACCCUUGUAACAACUUGGAGAAUAAAAUGAAACUUUAAUUUAAAAAAAA